CGCCCCUGAGCACCCUCCCUCCUCUCUCCCCGAGGUCCGGGACACCCGACUUUGAGCCUCCGCCCGCAGAGUCAUUUGGUGUCUGUGGCCGUGGCUGGUAUUCUGACUCCCGAUCUAGCGCGAACGCGACACCUGUUUCAGGACUCGGAGUAGCUGCAUGCUCUGGGGAUUGGGAGUGCCAUGGCCCCCUUGCCUGGCCCUCCAUGGUCCCUCCACCUCCAGCUUUUUCUCCUGGGGAUGACCACUCUCGUGUCGGUUUCCAGAGGAGCCCAGCUGAAAGUGCACGUGGGUUCUCCCAAGGUGGAAGCAGUGGAAGGGGCAGAGGUGGUGCUCCCUGCAUGGUACACGCUGAACAGAAUGAUGUCUUCUCUGAAGCCUGAGGCCUCCCUUUACGUGCUAUGGUUCCUGGAACAAAGCGGGAAGGAAAUGGCGCAGGUGCUGUCCUAUCUUAAUGGAGUGUUAAUAAUUAACAAACCUCGAGUAUCCCUAGUACACACCCUGCCCUCCAGAAACGUAUCCCUGAAGCUAGUCCAGCUCCAAGAGCAGGACUCUGGGCUAUACAAAUGCUCUGUGAAUGUGCAGGACCAAGGAAAUAGUAUGUCAGAUGUUGGCAGCUUGGAACUUGAUGUUCUGGUGUCCCCAGCUAUCCCAUCAUGUCAUCUCCAUGGUGUUCCAAGAAUGGGAGCUAAUGUGACCCUGACUUGCCAGACCCCAAGAAGCAAACCAGUUGCCCAGUACAGUUGGGAACGUCUCCCUCCACGGAACCAGUUCUUCUUCUCACCUGCUGUAGACAGCACCCGUGGGUCUCUAUUCCUCACCAACCUUUCAGCCUCCAUGUCUGGAGUCUAUGUCUGCAAAGCCAGCAACAAGGUGGGCAGUGCCCAGUGCAAUGUGACUCUAGAGGUAACUUCAGGACCAAAGGCAGCAGUGGUAGCUGGAGCUGUGGUGGGCACCCUGGGGGUGUUGGUGCUGUUGGCUGUAUUGGUCCUCCUGUACUAUCACCGGGAAAAAAUGCAAGAGGAGUCAGCCAAUGACAUCAAGGAGGAUGCUGUUGCUCCCCGGACACUGCCCUGGCCUAAGGGUUCAGACACCAUCUCCAAGAAUGGGACCCUUUCUUCUGUGACUUCCGCCCGUGCUCUCAGAUCAUCCCAUGGACCUACCCGACCUGGUGCACUGACCCCUACACCCAGCCUAUCAAGUCAGGCCCAGCCUUCCCCAGGGCUACCCAGGACAAACAGGACUCAUCCUCCUGCAGUAUCACCUACCCUUGGAGGGGUAUCUUCUUCUGCUCUCAGUCGGAUGGGUGCUGUGCCAGUCAUGGUGCCUGCUCAGAACCAGGCAGGCUCCUUGGUAUAAUUGCCAGCCUUAUCCUGACUGAACGAUCUACUGGUUUGCCCUUUCUACUGACACCUCAUGGGUGAUUGUCCAUGUUGGGAGUAAGAAUGCUUUAAAGACAACCAUAUUCCAGACAUGUAGCUUCCUUCCUCAACUCCUGACCCUGCCUCCAAUUUUUAUAUCCUCCUUUUGGUCUAGACCCAUGAUUUCAUUGGUACAGAGAAAUUCCCUUCUCUGACACAGACAACCCAUCAAAAACUUAUCAUUUUAGAGAAUUGACUAGGGCCCUUGAGAGGUUAAACGACUUCCCCAGAAUCACACAGUUGAUAUAUUGUCAGAAGCAGGACUUUAAUCCCUGUUGUCCUGAUUCCAAGGCUUGCCUUCUAUAUAUUGCUCUAAGAUACCUCUCUUAACUCCCUGUUAUUGUGGGGGAAAACCCAUUUUCAAAAGGUUUCAUCAAUAUUCAUUCAGAUAGCUGGCAGGUAGCAGAAAGCACUAGGAAGUAAGCCUGGACUCAGGAAGAGUUUAGAUCUCACAUAUUACUCCAGAGUCAAAUCUUCUGCCUGGUGACUGGAGCUGAAAUGCUGCCAAGAUGGGCUUAUAAGGAAGACAAUGUGGUGGGGUUUAUCUGUGAUCAUCCCACCUUCUCAAGAUGCUUCUGCUUAUAUUCUUCCUGUGAUUUUACCUCAGAGUCAACUUCAUUAAUAACCUUUUUUGGUUGGAUUAUCAUGGGGGGAAAGGAUUAAUGGAUGUAAUUUUUAGAAACUACCUUGAACUGACCUUUUUUUUGUAAAUGUUAAUAAAGAAAAACAACUUUUAUUUGUAUGGAAAG
Sarcophilus harrisii (Tasmanian devil) is the source of this 2167-nucleotide messenger RNA. It is a transcript of the gene ESAM, whose product is annotated as endothelial cell adhesion molecule. Gene Ontology annotation, cellular component: plasma membrane; adherens junction. Bases 181 to 1356 code for a protein of 391 amino acids. NCBI's taxonomy places the organism in Eukaryota, Metazoa, Chordata, Mammalia, Dasyuromorphia, Dasyuridae. Gene Ontology annotation, biological process: homophilic cell-cell adhesion. The record is from RefSeq and is a predicted model, not a curated record. The transcript is spliced from 7 exons. Gene Ontology annotation, molecular function: cell-cell adhesion mediator activity.